Eptesicus fuscus (big brown bat) is the source of this 865-nucleotide messenger RNA. RefSeq names its product testis specific serine kinase 3 (gene TSSK3). The record is from RefSeq and is a predicted model, not a curated record. Gene Ontology annotation, biological process: microtubule cytoskeleton organization; intracellular signal transduction; protein phosphorylation. Bases 1 to 810 code for a protein of 269 amino acids. The transcript is spliced from 2 exons. Gene Ontology annotation, molecular function: ATP binding; tau-protein kinase activity; protein serine/threonine kinase activity. NCBI's taxonomy places the organism in Eukaryota, Metazoa, Chordata, Mammalia, Chiroptera, Vespertilionidae. Gene Ontology annotation, cellular component: cytoplasm.
AUGGAGGACUUUCUGCUCUCCAAUGGGUACCAGCUCGGCAAGACCAUUGGGGAAGGGACCUACUCAAAAGUCAAAGAAGCAUUUUCCAAAAAACACCAAAGAAAGGUGGCAAUUAAAAUUAUAGACAAGAUGGGAGGGCCAGAAGAAUUUAUCCAGAGAUUCCUGCCUCGGGAGCUCCAGAUCGUCCGCACCCUGGACCACAAGAACAUCAUCCAGGUGUACGAGAUGCUGGAGUCUGCCGAUGGUAAAAUCUACCUGGUGAUGGAGCUGGCCGAGGGAGGGGAUGUAUUUGACUGCGUGCUGAAUGGGGGGCCUCUGCCCGAGAGCCGAACGAAGGCCCUCUUCUGUCAGAUGGUCGAGGCCAUCCGCUACUGCCACGGCUGUGGCGUGGCCCACCGGGACCUGAAGUGUGAGAACGCCUUGCUGCAGGGCUGCAACCUGAAGCUGACUGACUUCGGCUUCGCCAAGGUGUUGCCCAAGUCACGCCGGGAGCUGAGCCAGACCUUCUGCGGCAGCACAGCCUACGCCGCUCCCGAGGUGCUGCAGGGCAUCCCCCACGAUAGCAAGAAGGGUGAUGUCUGGAGCAUGGGCGUCGUCCUCUACGUCAUGCUCUGUGCCAGCCUACCUUUUGAUGACACAGACAUUCCCAAGAUGCUGUGGCAGCAGCAGAAGGGGGUGUCCUUCCCCACUCACCUGGGCAUCUCGGCCGAAUGCCAGGACUUGCUCAAGCAGCUCCUGGAACCAGACAUGAUCCUCCGGCCUUCGAUCGAAGAAGUUAGUUGGCAUCCAUGGCUAGCAAGCACUUCAUAAAAGCAAUGGCAAGUCCUCCCCAAUAAAGCAGGGGAGAAAGCAAACCCAAAAACCC